AUGGACGCCUCCUCCCUCCGCAUCUCCAAGUUCGAUGGAACUAACUUCCACGCCUGGAAGUUCAAGAUGCAGAUGGUGCUGGAGGAACGGGACCUAUGGGAGGUCGUCAGCGGUGAGAUCAAGGCGGAACAGUGCGAGACUCAGUUGGACCAAGCGACGUACAAGAGGAAGUCAAGAAAGGCGAUGGCAGUGAUCUGUCUAGCCAUGGAAGAUUCCCAGCUACCGUUGGUCCGGUCGGCAAGUGGUGCAUGCGACGCAUGGUCAAGGUUGGAAGACCACUUCGAGAAGAAGAGUCUUGCCAACAAGCUGUUCUUGCGCCGUCGCUUCUUCACGACAAUGAUGGAAGAAGGCGACGAUGUGCUCGAACACAUCAACAAGCUCAAGACGCUGGCGGAACAGCUAGAAGCGGUGGGGGCUCCAGUCUGCGAGGACGAUCUGGUGAUCACACUCCUCGGCUGCCUGAGUGACUCGUAUCAAUUCUUGAUCACAGCUUUGGAGUCGCGCUCAGACACUCUUAGCUGGGAGCUCGUGACGUCUCGACUGCUUCAUGAAGAAAUGAAGCGGAAGGAGCAAGGAAGUAAAGGUGAUGAAGCUUCGCAAGGUCAAGCGUUCAUCACAAGGGACAAUCAGCGCAAAGGGCGACCAGUGAAGAAGUCCUGGCUGAUGAACUUUAGACUUCUUGGUCCGAGUGCAAAACGCAAAGUGAAUAUAUAUUUAUAA
Messenger RNA from Peronospora matthiolae, 720 nucleotides. NCBI's taxonomy places the organism in Eukaryota, Oomycota, Peronosporomycetes, Peronosporales, Peronosporaceae. The record is from the annotation of a GenBank genome assembly.